CAAUAACCAAACCCCUACUUUGAAGAACAAAUUGGUAGAAACCAACCAUGUCUUCUACCCAAUUCAACAUGUCGAAUUUGGACUUCGACGAGCAUCGAUGGCUGAUUAACAUCCGUCGAACAGUUGAAGAAGAGGUUGAAGACGAGAGGGAAAUCCCAGUCUCCAUUUUCAAUGUUCCCAAAUCAUUGAUGUCUAGUGAUCCAGAUUCAUAUACUCCUCAAGUAGUAGCUCUUGGCCCUUACCAUUAUUUUCGCCCCAAUCUCUAUGAAAUGGAGAGGUACAAGCUUGCCGCAACCAAGAUGACCAAGAAACAGCUCCAGAGCGAGAAAUUCAAGCAACUUGUUGAUCAAUUGGUGAACCUGGAGCUUAGAAUUCGAGCCAGCUACCACAAGUUUCUGGACUUCAGCCAUGAAACGUUAGCGUGGAUGAUGGUAGUUGAUGGUUCAUUCUUGCUCGAGAUUCUCCAUGUCUAUGCUGCGAAAGAAGGCAAAGUAGUACUCACAAGAACUCCUUCAAAAUUGUCGCAUUUGGUGGGAAAAGCAGGCAGAGCAUCGGGUUACAACGCGAUUCUUAGAGACAUGGUGAUGCUGGAGAAUCAGAUUCCACUGUUUGUGAUUCGAAAACUAGCUGAAGUUCAAUUGUCAUCGCUGGAAAUGGCCGAUGAUACGCUGCGUCCCAUGUUAACUGGAUUAUGCAAUGACCUUUCCCCAUUCAAGAUAACAGAGGAAAUACCAGUGAUCAAUGUUUCCAAGAGUGCUCAUUUGCUUGACUACUUGUACCACACGAUCGUCCCCAUAGUUGAAGAAUCGUUGGAGAUAACUGAGAUAGAGGAACUAGUCGAAGCCAUGGAAGACAAAGAAGAAGCUCAUGCAAAUCAAACAAAUUUAAAGAAAAUCAUCAAGGAGAUACGGAAAAUCGCCUCGAAACUAAACAUCAAGGGUCCUGUUCAUCUCAUUAAAAGAUUGCUUCUGUCUAAGCCAUUCAAGUUUGUACUCAAAUUGCCAUGGAGAAUCCUCUCAAACCUUCCAGGGUUUUCAAUCCUCAAAGGGCUUAUUUCACAGAUGUUCGUCUUCUCGCAAAGCAAAGAAGCGGCCAAACCAGAAGAUGGCAUCUCCGACAUCGAAAAACCACCACUGGUGGAGGAAAUAGCAGUUCCUUCUGUGUCCGAGCUCAGCAAAUCCUGUGUCCGGUUCUUACCCACAAAUGGUAACAUUUUAACAAUAAGUUUUGAUGUCAAGACAGUUACAUUUUAUCUUCCUGUGGUUACAUUAGAUAUGAAUACUGAGGUUGUGUUGAGGAACUUGGUGGCUUACGAGGCAUCGAGCGAGUCGGGACCGUUGGUUUUUACGCGAUAUACAGAAUUGAUGAAUGGGAUUAUUGAUAAUGAGGAGGAUGUGAAGUUGCUUAGAGAGAAAGGGAUCAUUGUGAAUCGUCUAAAGAGCGAUGAAGAGGCGGCGAAUCUGUGGAAUGGUAUGAGCAAGUCUAUUAAGCUCACAAAAGUGCCAUUCUUGGAUAAAACAAUUGAAGAUGUGAAUAAGUAUUACAAUAGCAGAUGGAAGGUUAAAGCUAAGAGAAUGAUGAAGCUGUAUGUGUAUGGUUCUUGGCCUAUCCUCACACUGCUUGCUGCCAUUGUUCUUCUGGUUCUCAUGGGACUACAAGCUUUUUGUUCAGUCUAUACCUGUGGUAAGGUAUUCAAAAUUGAGAAUAUCUCUGAAAAUUAGUAACGCUGCAUGAAUAUUUUGUGUCCUUUCACUUGUUAUUGUAGUUGUUGAUAUGUUUCCUGUUUUUGUGUGAACAAAAUGUGUAGUUUUUUUUCUUUUUCUUUUAUGGAAAAGUAUAAGAAGAUGAGUUUGUUUGGGAGUGUA
This is a messenger RNA of Tripterygium wilfordii, 1865 nucleotides long. RefSeq names its product putative UPF0481 protein At3g02645. Lineage: Eukaryota; Viridiplantae; Streptophyta; Magnoliopsida; Celastrales; Celastraceae. The record is from RefSeq and is a predicted model, not a curated record. The transcript has a single exon. The coding region runs from base 48 to 1721 and encodes 557 amino acids.